UCUGGAGCAGAAGACUAUUUGUUUCAAAGCUAUUGCCCUGACAGAACAUUAGGCCCUUUUCCUAUGUAUGCACGUCAGAAAGUUACAUCCGUGAACAAAACAUGGUGGCCUAUAAGCUACUGAGCCCCAAGCAUGUGUACUAUUAAGCUUUUUCUUUCUUUUCUCCCAUUCUUUUGCUUGAGAUUCACACCUAACAAUCUGUAACCAUCAGUAGGAGGUUAUGAGGUGAGGGAAAGCAGAAUGGAAAAUCCAUUCUCUUCCUUUUUUAGGGUCUAUAGUCUAGCUUUGCAUGCUUCUCCAACUCUUUAUGUGCACUUUAGCAUACACUUUUUCUUGUACCUUGAAUGGACAUGAAUCAAUAAAUUUUUCUUUGCACCCUUUCCUCACCAAGCAUAAAGCUGUAUUAUCCCAAUCAGAUGGUGAGAGCUGAAAUGGACUGGGUGAUGGUAGCCAAGUGGAUGUUUCAUUGAUCUUACUGCAAGAAAUUUGGAGCAUAUCCCAACAAGCCAGAGGCUAGUAUGUUAGUCCUUUGUUAGAUUCCCCCUACAAUUAAUUCAACUUGUACAUGUGCUGGCCAUUGUUUGAAAUGGAAGACGGGAUGAACAUGAAUCAGAUGGGGAUACAAUGUUCUCUCAUGAUUAAGACAGAUGCUAAAACCUAUGAUGACAUAAUGAAUCGCCGCUUGAAAAACCGAGAACGGCAGCGUAAAUAUAGAGCCAGGAGGCGUCUUGAAGCAGUUAUUCAGAAGUCCCAUGUCCUAAACCAAUCAACUGUACAGCAAGUGAGUUUGCAACACAAUGAGAUUGUUAACAACUGCCUGAAACGUGUCCAUUGUAAACGAGCUUGGAAGAAAGAUGCAAGAAGGGCUCACAUAAGUAGGGGUCAAGAAGACACAUCCAAUGUUUCUGUCCAGCCUGCUAUUAUGAUCACAGCUGAAAGCCAAAUACUAUGCCCAUCCUCUGGAAUGAAGGUGGAUGGGAUGCUUGAAGGGGAAUUGCAUUCUGACAAUUCCUGUAGCCUUGGUAAUUUCGAGGUAACCAACACUAAGCCUGGUCGAAGAGACUGGAAAGCAGAUGCAAGAAAAAAACCUUAAGUUGUUGUUUCCAAGUACUGUGAAAUGAAUGUGGUAUAGAUAUGGGUUCAAUACCGAAUUUCGUAAGAACUUAUGGCAAGCCAUUUUGUUGCUCGAUUUAGAAGAACUGUUAUUAUCAUCUUUCGUUCUUUCUGAACCUUGCGCUUGCACUUUUUUUUU
This is a messenger RNA of Rubroshorea leprosula, 1252 nucleotides long. Lineage: Eukaryota; Viridiplantae; Streptophyta; Magnoliopsida; Malvales; Dipterocarpaceae. The record is from the annotation of a GenBank genome assembly.